AUGCUCUUUAGAAUCUCUCCUUCCGUCAGUACACCCCCUCGACCAUCCGCAGCUGGAUCCUCGAUUCAUCAUUCGACCACAAUGAACAUUCUCCCCACUACUACCGCUCACUCGAAUUUAUUGAGAUCGAAACAAAUGCAAGAGCAACAAGGUGAGGAGAUUAUCACCAUUUCUGAUACUAUUGAAACAAGUUCUGGAAGUAAUAAUAAUAACAACAUCAUGUCGGAUAUUUUCUCACCUCAAACCUCUCCUUUUGAACUUUCUUCAUCUUCUUCACCUUCCACUUCGUCUCCUACUCUCUUGAUCAACAGACAAGAUUCAGCUCAAUUAAGAAGAAGAAGAGAUAAUGAUGCAUUGACAUCCAUGGAGAACACAACUCCUCAAGGUAGUGAUAAGGGUAAUGCUGCAUUGUCUUUGUCCUUCUCGAACGUUUCCAUGGCUGUUGUCAAUCAGCAAUCAAAGAAAAGGAAAAUGGAUAUUUCAAUGGAUGAUUCUUCCACAAUCCAAAACCAGUUACUCGACUCCAAUGCCGAAUUUGAAUUGGACUCAAGUUUUGAGAUGAAAAUGUCCAAUGUAAUUGGCUCCUUUGAAGAUCAAAUGGAUAUUUCACCUUCCACUCCCAAGAAUGAAAAGAAGAAGCCAAAGGAUGAAUAUAAAGGCCCAAGAUUUGAUUCUACAAACCGAACCAUUGCCAAGUACGGUGAAGAUCAUCGAGUGUUCAUUGUUGGUCUAUUAGGUUAUGAUUUUAGUGAGAAUGACCUUGAAGUGACACCAACCAAUGACUCGAAUGGAAAUUUGCAACGAUUGAAACAAAUUUUUUCCAAUCUUUUCAAUAAUCAAAUUGUACCCUUUUUGAGCACGACUCAAACCAACUCUCAAACAAGUAAUAGCCAUUUGGCCCACAUCCAUCAAAACAUCCAAGCAUCAUCCACCACCUCCUCCUCUUCAUCGAACAACAACAACCCUCAAAUGGUCCAUCACAACAAUCACCAUGAUGAUCAUUCCACGAUUCAUGGAGAUCCAGCGAAGGAAUGUUCAAUCAUUUCUCGUUGGAGGGAAGUCCCACAAUUGAGAAACACAAAGAUUAAGCAAUUGAGUUGUGGUGGAUAUCAUGUCUUGAUUUUAACAGAAAAUAAUGAGGUCUAUGGCGCUGGUUGGAAUAAGUAUGGCCAAAUUGGAACUCGAAAAUUUGGUUCGAGUAGUAAGGUGUUCAAAACUAGAAAUGAGAGAGGUGAAAUUGACUAUUGUGAAGUCCAACCAUUUCACAAAAUUGAAUUCCCAGAAAAGGUUGUCUCUUUGAAUGCCAGUGGACGCCACUCUCUCUUCAUUAGUGAAAGUGGAAGAGUGUAUGGAAGUGGAUGUCGAUUGCAUGGAAGAAUGGGUUCUGAAUUCAUUGAUGUUCCUCUUCCUCACAAGAACCAUGAAGAAGAGAAUUCCUAUCCACUCGAGGCAGAAAAUUCUUCAGGAUUAUUCUCUCCCAAACUCCUUGGAGGUAUUCUCAAGGAAAAGAGAGCGUACUAUGUUGGUAAAGCCUUUUGGCAUUCCAUUGUUGCUACCUGUGACUUGCGAGUCUAUGCCAUGGGUCAAGGAGAUGAAGGUAAAUUAGGAAUUGGUUUUAUUAAACCUUAUUCCUCUCAUUCAUCAACAUCAUCGAAUACCACCACCAACACUACCACCACUACCACAACUAACUUCCCACCGACAAUACCCUAUGAAGGAACUCAUUGUUAUGAACCAACCGAAAUUGUGGAAUUGAGAGGUCGUGAACUCAUGGAAGCUGAAGGUGGCGCUUGGCAUACCAUCUUCUUGACAAAAUCCACCAAUCCAAACUUGUACAAUAAUGAUGUGUGGGUCUGUGGAUCUAAUUACUGGGGUCAAUUGGCUCUUCCAAGUAAGAAACACUCGUCGUCUUCAUCCUCACCUGACUUUUCAACCACCAAUGUACCAGUCAUUCACCCAUUCUUUUGUGGAAAGAGAAAUCCAUCCACAAAUCCCAUUCAAGUAUGUGCUGGAUCAAAUUUCAAUGCAGUUCUGUGCGAGGAUGGUUCAGUCUAUUGUUUUGGUUGUGGUUCAAGUGGUAAGACUGGAAUGGGUCAUUGUCGUACAGUGAAAACUCCAACCAAAUUAACUUCAGUACCAAAGAACAUUACCAGCAUUUCCACAGGUUCCAAUCAUUUGGUGCUCUUAACCUCCACAGGAGACUUGUAUUCGGUAGGAUGGAAUUUUUAUGGUCAAUGUGGUUAUGAUCAGGACAUUGAAAACAUUAACAAGAUUAAGGAUACUUCGGUGGCUCCGCUCUCUGAAGGAGAAAGUUUAGGACAGACUGAACCCUACCACAUGCCAAAAAUCAAUCGACUCACAGGUGUGGAAGUGCAGUCAGUGGCCACAGGUGCCUACUUCACGAUCAUCACCACAAGUGAAACGAGCAACAAACGAAAGCAAGAAGAAAUAGCCAGAAAACGAAAUGGUAUUCAUGUGAGAAGUGGCUUUAACGACAUUUCCGUACUCACUCAACUGUAA
This is a messenger RNA of Naegleria fowleri, 2520 nucleotides long. RefSeq lists its product as uncharacterized. The record is from RefSeq and is a predicted model, not a curated record. Bases 1 to 2520 code for a protein of 839 amino acids. The transcript has a single exon. Lineage: Eukaryota; Heterolobosea; Eutetramitea; Acrasida; Naegleriidae.